AUAAGCAGGAAAGUGGGCUUGAGCGCCAACACCUCGCAGUUCACCCUGGGGGGAGAGCCCUUCCACAUCAUCGGGGGAUCCAUCCACUACUUCCGUGUUCCCCGGGCCUACUGGAGGGACCGGCUGAUGAAAAUGAAGGCCUGUGGCAUCAACACACUUACUACGUAUGUGCCAUGGAGUCUGCACCAACCAGAGAGAGGAGCCUUCAACUUCCAAACACAGCUGGAUUUGGUAGCCUACAUCAGUCUUGCUGCUGAAUUGGAAUUGUGGGUAAUUUUACGUCCAGGGCCGUACAUAUCCUCUGAGCUGGACCUCGGAGGACUGCCGAGCUGGCUGCUCCAAGACGACAACAUGAGACUGAGGUCGACUUACCCAGGCUUCACUCAGGCUGUCAACACUUUCUUUGACAAACUUAUACCAAAAGUGGUUCCACUGCAGUAUAAGAAAGGUGGUCCCAUUAUUGCAGUGCAGGUGGAAAAUGAGUAUGGAUCCUUUGCAAAGGAUGAAAGUUACAUGCUUUUUGUCAAAGAGGCUUUACAGUCCAGAGGGAUCACCGAGCUCCUACUAACAUCAGACAACCGCAAUGCAAUGAAGUCGGGGGGUGUUAUUGGAGCCAUCAGAUCAGUGAAGCUGCAGAAGCUAAGUCAAAGAGACAUCCAGGAUCUGAAUGCUAUCCAGCCCAACAGCCCUAACAUCGUCAUGGACUAUUGGACUGGUUGGUAUGACGUGUGGGGUGACCUCCACCAUGUGCUUCCUCCAGAGGAUAUGGUGUCCACCAUCAGGGAAAUCCUGAGACGAGGCAUGUCUGUCAACCUCUACAUGUUCCAUGGAGGCUCCAGCUUUGGCUUCAUGAGCGGAGCACUCACUAAUCCGUCCUACAAAGCACUGGUCCCUAGCUAUGAUUAUGAUGCUCCCUUGUCUGAAGCUGGGGAGUACACUCCAAAGUACCAUCUCCUGAGGGAUCUACUUCACCGCUUCAACAUUGAGAGUAUCCCUGACCUGCCAUCCCUGCAUUACAGAGAGGCUUAUGAACCAGCUAUCAUGUACCAGCACCUGUCAUUAUGGGAUGCUCUGAGCUUCACUGAGGGACCAUUUAAGUCACUCAAGCCAGUAAACAUGGAGAGUCUUCCUGUGAACAACGGGAAUGGCCAGUCGUUUGGGUACACGCUGUAUGAGACCACCAUCACCAGCGGAGGAUUCUUGAAGUCUGGAGACAAUGUCCGAGACAGAGCCUUAGUCUUUGUUGACAGAAACUACAUUGGCCUUUUCAAGCGCCAGAGCGUGGAGCUGGCGGUUCCUGAUGGUAAGGAGCGGCGAACCUUGAGUCUACUGGUGGAGAACUGUGGACGAGUUCACCAGGGAAGGGACCUUGACAAACAACAUAAAGGCCUUCUGGGAGACAUUUUAUUAAACAAUAUUCCCUUGCGGAAUUUUACAAUAUACAGUCUGGAUAUGAAACCCAGCUUUAUUGAUAGUCUUUAUCAGGCACCAUGGAAAUCUCUUCCUGAGAAUCCCAGCUUCCCUGGAUUUUUCAUGGGGAGGAUGUUUGCGUACGGGUAUCCCAGUGACACUUUUGUGAAGCUGCCAGGCUGGGAGAAAGGGGUUGUGUUUAUCAAUGGGCUGAAUCUGGGCCGAUACUGGUCCAUCGGACCCCAGCAGGCUCUCUACCUCCCCAGUCCCUUUCUCAACAGUGGAAUCAACCAGGUCAUUGUGUUUGAGGAGCAAGAGGGAGACUUCAAGGUCCAAUUUGAGGACACACCUGAUCUUGGCAUGGCAGCAGACAUCCAGUGA
Molecule: messenger RNA, 1791 nt
Organism: Limanda limanda (common dab)
Lineage: Eukaryota; Metazoa; Chordata; Actinopteri; Pleuronectiformes; Pleuronectidae
Product: beta-galactosidase-1-like protein 2
Exons: 18
Coding region: 127-1791 (554 amino acids)
Biological process (GO): carbohydrate metabolic process
Cellular component (GO): vacuole
Molecular function (GO): beta-galactosidase activity
Source: RefSeq, a predicted model, not a curated record